UUUUAUCAUUAAAAUCAACUUAUUCAAUCAUUUCCUUAAUAACAGUAGGUGAAUUGUUAUAUCACAAUAAACUCCUAUCUACACUAACCACAUUAUCCAGAACGGCUCUUCCACCACCACACACCACCACAAACCAAACCACUGCAAUAACAACAACAGCUUCACAAGUUCCCCAACUCCACAAAAGUCACCAAAACAAACUACGAAGACAGAACGAGAUAGAGAACGUAACUUCUUCUACGGAUAACAAUGCUCUUACGUGGCAACAUAUCUCCUCCUCUCUCACUCUCUCUACAACUCAACCUCACAACACGAACCCACCCUCGAAACUUCACCCUUUCAUCCCGAUCAAGCCUAGACUACCCACUAUCAAUAUCCGACGAGGCACUCGAGUCUCGAGGUUUCAUUCUACGGCGAACCGCAGAGGGGCUAAACCUGGAAGCGCUGAACAAAGUAUUCGUAGCGGUGGGGUUUCCGAGACGUGACCCGGAGAAGAUACGAGUGGCGCUUGAGCACACGGACUCGAUGGUGUGGGUGGAGCAGAGAAAGUCGCAGAAAGCAGUUGCGUUUGCGAGAGCUACUGGGGAUGGUGUUUUCAAUGCGAUAAUUUGGGAUGUUGUUGUUGAUCCUUCAUUUCAAGGGAUUGGGCUUGGGAAAGCGGUUGUGGAGAGGCUGAUUGAGGACCUUGUGGUGAGAGGAAUUUCGAAUAUUGCUUUAUAUUCUGAGCCUCGUGUUCUUGGGUUUUAUCGGCCUUUGGGGUUUGUUUCUGAUCCCGAUGGGAUUAGAGGAAUGGUUUACUCUAGAAAACAAAAAAGAAAAUAGUUGGACUUUUCUUUGUAUUUUGAUCAUGUAUUUUAUAAUUUAUUGAUCGAUUAAAUGCUAAAUUAUAGCUAUGUAUUUUAAGAGUAAUUACAUAUUUUUAGCUUGUGUUUUUAUGACAAAAAGCUUGUGUGA
Molecule: messenger RNA, 954 nt
Organism: Lathyrus oleraceus (garden pea)
Lineage: Eukaryota; Viridiplantae; Streptophyta; Magnoliopsida; Fabales; Fabaceae
Product: serotonin N-acetyltransferase 2, chloroplastic
Exons: 1
Coding region: 250-822 (190 amino acids)
Cellular component (GO): cytoplasm
Molecular function (GO): N-acetyltransferase activity
Source: RefSeq, a predicted model, not a curated record